Messenger RNA from Gadus chalcogrammus (walleye pollock), 2637 nucleotides. RefSeq names its product LIM domain only protein 7-like. The transcript has a single exon. Lineage: Eukaryota; Metazoa; Chordata; Actinopteri; Gadiformes; Gadidae. Gene Ontology annotation, biological process: regulation of cell adhesion; regulation of signaling. The coding region runs from base 354 to 1238 and encodes 294 amino acids. The record is from RefSeq and is a predicted model, not a curated record.
UUUACACCAUCCAUACGUCUUUUUGAAGGGCCCCUAAGGGCCCCGCGUGCCUGCUGAACUUCUCCCUAACACGCUAACGGCAAAGUACGAAAUCAAGGUGUUGGAAACUUGUGCUAACGUGCCUAAUAAAGCAACCCGCUUGUGUCUCCUUUUCAUCUUUUACUGAAUUGAAGCAAAGUAUUUAUAGCUGACUUUUAAAGGAACCAGCAAUGCAAUGUCGAUACUGCCAGUAGGCAUUGUGAUUGUGAAAUCCUCGUUUGAUAAGCCUCAGGUUGAACCAAAUUUGACCUUCUUUCUUUACUGCUGGGUUCUCUUCGUCCUCCUUUUCCUGCUCUUUCUGUGAUCUGUAUCACAUGCAUGCACUCAUUCAUCCCUCUAUCCUUUUCUCUCUUUCUCCUUUCUGCCCACCCUCCAGUCUGCACACUCCACCUCACACCUCCCCACCGCCCCCCAAGAUUCAGCUCCCUAACACCGAGUGCACCCCUCCGGUGUACGCCCGCAUGGACCCCACCUCGGGGCCCAAGCUGGUCAAAUGUGUGCGGCGGCCCCUGCUGGGCCGUCAGGACCCUAGGGAGCCCCCGGACCUCGUAGACUAUGAGGCCCUAGCGCCAGACCUGUCCAACGACGACAUGUUUAGCAGGCGCACCCAGGCCUUCCAGUCCAACCCGGACAUGGCCAUGCUGAAGACCCAGCUGAGCCCCAGCCGCACCCGCCGCCACCUCUUCUCCUCCCAGCCGGAGCUCAACAUCGUGACCCAGGCCCACGUCCACCGGGGCUGCCGCCUGCCCGCCACCCAGGAGACGGAGCCCACAUACCCGGACAUCGAGCAGGACGACGUGGUGUUCCGCAGGGCCAGCCUGGAGCAGGCCCAGCGGCGGCGCCCGCUCUCCGGCGCGCCCGACAACUACGCCCCCAUGCCCGUCCCCGAACCCUGGGCCCUGCCCCCGGACCUCCAAGCCCGGCUGCUGUGCCCGCCGUGCCCCCUGGUCCACCAGAAGGCAUCCCAACGACAGAGCAGGCUGGCCAUCACGAAGAAGGCCGACCCCGUGAACGAUGACAUGCUGGUGCGGAAGCUGGGGGCGUGUUCGGACGGGGUCGCGCGAUCGCUGUCCGUGCCCUCCGUGCCGGCGGCGUGUAGCGAAGGCGACCUCCGCAAGUGGCGGGAGAUCAGAGAGUCCGGUCAGCUGAGGUUCAAAAAGAGGCUUAUGGUGGAGAGGCUGGCCGCUAUGAGGAUGUAGAUCCGGGUCCGAUUUCACAAUGCCCGUCGGCUGGUAUUCCUGCCGUGAUGUUGUGUACUAUUUCUCAUUCAUUUCCGAGUUCAUUUUUCCUGUUUCCGCGUGUUGAACGGUUCGGCCUGAAGGUUGUAGUGGUGUACAUUGAAUGUCGGCGUGGCGUUAUAUUGGUGCUAUUAUGGUUCCUAACGCCUCAUGAGGGAUGAACUUCCCCUUAUUCAGGGGAACUCCAGAUUGUCUGAACAUUUCGUACAGUGUACACAGAGGUGCUUGGACAUUCCCAGCGUCUACGUGUUUUCAUUCUCUGGUGCCAAAUGUUUGAUCUUGCAUGGAGGUGCUUUUUCCAGGUGUGGUCAGCGGUAUGGAAGGCCUUUUUGUGACACAAAGGUUGACAGGUUGAAUGUGAAGGCCAUGCAACAUGGACUAUCACAAAAAGACUGCGCUCUCAAUAACAACUUAGUUUGAAUGUGUUUAUCCACAAGACAUGCAUGGAUUGCUUUCUCAGCAUAAGCUUUUAUGCAGAGUUACCAAUCGGAAGAUAGGCGUGGAUAUCUGUUUGACCCUUUCUUUCGGUUUUGGUUUUGAUUUUGUUUUGAUUGGCGUUUCUUUCACCCUUUUUUUGUGUUUUUUCUGCAACUUUGAAAAUCUUUCUCUGACCUUAAUAAAGAAAAGCCAAGCUUCAAAGUGUAUUGUGAUGGAAUGCUCCCAAACACACCACCACAGCAGCCUGCAGAGUAGGGCAGGAUGAGCAGGAUGUUCCCAAGUUGCUCCGUAACCAAAGGAACUUCGCACAGACAUGGAAAGCUGACAGCUCAAUGGAUAGAAAAUGAAAAAUAGCCUAAACUCUAACCCAGGGUAUGUCUCAGGAACACUCCAACGCAGUAAAUAAAGUGCUCACUGUCGACACUUCAUAGCGACUUGGCAAAGCAUCUAUCCCUCCAAGAUCACAGUUAAUAAUGAAAAUAACAAUCACACUCAAGGCUAGGCCGAGGCUGUCUAGAUUGACUUGGCCCAUGGCAAUAUCAUGUGUUCAGUAUAACCUUUACGUUUUAUAAAAGCUGCAGCUGUUGCAACCCCAAAAAUGACGUCUGCACACCUCCCCAAACAAAAAGCAGAUGAAGGGAAGUCCAUACAGUUAGUUCGGGUCUACUGCUCACAGAACUGAAAAACUAUACUAUCUUCUGAAAACAACUCCACCCAGAGUUUCUGUGUGUAUCUUCGGUCUCCACUCUACGUUGGAUUCUGUGCCAACCUCCAAGGCAGUGGCGGGGACAGCUUUCCCUGCAUUCAUCCUUCCCUUGUUGGGGGUGCACGGCUGUACGUAGCCCCCCCCACCACAGGCCCUCCUAGUCGGGGUCAGUCCCCAGACAUCUGCCUGACUGCCUUUGUCUAUGUGGUUCUCUCC